GGAAAGAGUACUUGGCCUUGCUCUCUCUCUCUUUUAAAAUGGUAAACUGGUAAAGAUAGGAGACUCAAUUUCUAGUUCAUCAAAACAUAUUUGGCGUUAUUAUUUCUGUGGUCACUUGAAUAAUAAUGUCUCAGCUUCUCUUCCGUCUCUCAAAACUCUCUUCCCGGAAUAAUGAGCUUAUACACAAGAGCGUUCGCUUGUUUUCAACCAGCCCGUAUUUGACACUUGGCAGCGUUGUUGAAGACUUGCCUGAAGAAGACGGCAGCUACAUCGGAGAUAUCCUCUUGUUCGAUCCGGCCAAGGAAGAGUUAGUCACAGUCCGGGACAAAACAAUUCCCGAAAAGCUCGUUAACUCGAGAGUGGUCGGAGCUUCACAUGGAUGGACAUUUUUCUCUGACCGAUGCAAUCAUAAUUCUGUAUGUAUCAGCGACCUUUUUACUCCCAUGGCUUCCAAAUCAAACACAAAGAUAAUUCCUCUGCCUCUGCUUACUACUAUGAUCUAUGGCCAAACAGAAGCUGUCUGGAACGUGGCAAUGUCGUCAUCUUCUCCUCACCAAGACAAUGAAGAAGAAGACUGUGUCGUGGCUAUCAAUUUCUUGGGUAGCCAACUGAGUGUGUGCAGGCCCGGUCGUGACCACGGUUGGACUAACAAACAAAUCCCUUUCAUCUGCUCGGAAAACUCAAAUCUUAUGUACUCGAAGAGAGAUCAAAGGUUUUAUUUGCCUGCUCCUGGAGGCAAUUACUUGUGCUCUUGGGAUCUCCACUUCGAUAACGAUCCUAAGUUCAAUGAGUUGGUGUUUCUUAAUCUCCCUGAGUUGCCACAGUCCGAGUGGGAGCUGUUGAAUUCUUGUUUCAAGGAGGACCAUUGGGUGGAGUCACCUUCCGGCCAAAGUUUCUUAGUCAAAUGGUAACGUGCGAGUCUAACAUGUAGACAGAAAUCUUGGUCAAUGCUAAUUUGGGUCUUAUAUGCGUGUGCAGGUACUCUCACAUCCCUUCUCAACGAUACAAAGAUCCGAUAUUGAUGGUGCUUAGAGAGGAUGAAGAAACAGAAGAGGGAACAAGAAAUAUGUGUUACACCGAGGACAUUGGAGAUCUUUGUAUCUUCCUUUCAAAGAGUGAUCCUUUCUGUGUUGUGGCAAGCUCUUGCCCUGGUCUCAAACCCAACUCCAUCUACUUGAUGGGCCGUUGCUUUGCUGUUUAUGAUCUCACCACCCGAACCGCCCGUCACUUCAAAGCCCCCAAAGGUGGACCAGAAAGAGUUCCUUUCCUCCCUUAUUGGCUUCCUCCAUUUUCUAUCUAGUUCUUUGGUUGGUGUUAAUGUUAUAUGUGGUGUGUUUCGAUUUUAGUUUCUCUUUUAGUUUCUCUCAAGCGUUUUGGAUUGCUAUGAUCAUCUUUAUGUUCCCUUUUUGAGGUUAUUAAUUUAUAAGGCCAUGGUUCGUGGCACUUAUUCUUUUAGAAAUGUUGGCUAGCUC
Molecule: messenger RNA, 1472 nt
Organism: Arabidopsis thaliana (thale cress)
Lineage: Eukaryota; Viridiplantae; Streptophyta; Magnoliopsida; Brassicales; Brassicaceae
Exons: 2
Coding region: 126-911 (261 amino acids)
Source: RefSeq, marked reviewed